AGGGAAGUCGCAUGACUUUUUGUCACAAAACAAGGAAGUAAAAUAAGUUUUUCCCUUGCCACCCCUAAUUUGCAUAUCAAAUGUGGGUGAAACCAGCCCUUCCCUUAUAUAUUUACCCUGCCCCAGUGCCAGAGGGGCUGCUGUACAAUUCCAUAGAAAGUAACUAUAUAGUGUUUGGGCCUGUGUGUACUUGGAAUUGCAGGGCCUAUUUUGACUCCCAGUCCAGACCUGCUUCUCUUUCUUGACUCCCUGCCAGCGGCCACAGAAGUAGCCAGAGUCCUGUAAAACACACUAAGAUGAAGGCAGAGGGGUAAUCAAACCCAGAAACCUAUAUGAUCAAUCCCAUGGACUGGUAGGGUUGCCACCGGCCUGGCUGGUAAAAAUGUUGCUGAUGCCAAUGUUAUUUAUAGGGAAAACUCAAAAUAUAGGAAGGGCGGUAUUUUUUUCCAGAAAAGGUGCCAACCCUAGUGACAGGCAUUGCUGUAUAUAUACUGGUGAGUAAAUGGAUAUAGCACGUUGCACUAUACCAGUUGCACUGAGCCCGCACUAUGGGGAUAUGGACAGCUGGCUCCCAUUGGGGCUAAUGUUAGGGCCACACUGGGUGACUUAUUUGCACAUCCCCCAUCAUAGAACAAUUACAGGAACAUCAGUGGGGUAGCCUUUAAGUAGAGAAGUUCUGGGUUGGCUGAUAAUGACAAUCUGUAGGUUUUGGCAAAUACCAGAGGGGCUGCUGUAAGAUGCCAUAGACAGUCACUAUUUAUUGGGCUGGUGGGGGAAUGUUUGGGCCUGUGGGUACUUGGAAUGGCAGGGGCUAGUGUGACUCCAGAGCUGGGCCACUAGAGGUACAAGGGCAUUUGAUGUGGCUCCUCAGUAGUAUGAGAAGAAAUGUAGCUCCAGGCUAUGGGCCAGUAGAGCAAGUUCUACAUGUUACUGACAGGACUCAAGCUGAGCUGGAUAGAGGGGCCCCUGGCAGUCCCUGAAAGCUGGGGCCACAGUCUGGGCAAAUCCCUGACAUAAGAUGCACUUUAUAUAGUACUUAUAUAGUACAAGCAGUGCUGCCUGGGUGGGUGAGGGAGUUGUAGUUGUUGCAGAUUUCCAGCGGUACCGGGGGGGCCAACAAUCUGUUGAUGGGGAAGUUGAUGUGAGUCAAUAGAGAAGUUUAAGCCCCUGGCUGGAUCCAAACACCUGCGCCGCACGAAUAGAGCAAUAACUUCAUCCCUACUUACUGGUAAGCCCCGCCCCGCCUGUCCUUACGCCCCGCCCUGCUGUCACCCAGGGGAGACGCCCCCUUUGCUGCCCGUGACUCCCCGCUGAGCGAUGCGUCUCACUGUGCACCUGCCAUGGCAGAGAGAUCCCGGGACCUGCCCCUCCUCACUCUCACCUCCAGUACCAGGAGAGCACUCCGCCUCCGCGCCCGCCAGGCCAGGGAUGCCAAGUUGUCUGUAUUCAGCAAGAUUUGCUACGCCAUCGGCGGAGCCCCGAAUCAGGUGUCUGGAAGCGCGUCGGCCUUCUUUCUGCAGAUCUACCUCUUAGAUGUAGCGCUGAUCUCACCCUAUCAAGUCUCAUUGGUUCUGUCCCUUGGGAAAACCUGGGGUGGAAUUACAGAUCCCCUUGUAGGCUACUGCAUAAACAAAAGCAAAUGGACACGGAUUGGUCGUCUGAUGCCCUGGAUGUUGGGGUGCACACCCUUCCUGAUGAUGUCCUAUUUCCUCUUGUGGUUUGUCCCCACUUUCGAGACUGGGAGAGUCGUGUGGUACCUGGCUUUCUUCUGCUGCUUCCAAGCACUCAGCACUGCUUACCAUGUCCCAUACACUAUCCUUACCAUGUUCCUUAGCACAGACCAGACAGAGAGAGAUUCCGCCACAGCCUACAGAAUGACUGUGGAGGUGUUGGGCACAUUGAUUGGUGCCGCAGUCCAGGGGCAGAUUGUUGCCAGCGCUCACACUGGAUCUGACUGUCAUUUGACCAACGGGACUGGGAAUCUGACGGCGGAUUUUCCACAUGAACCUACAGAUCACAUCACGUCUGCAAGGCAAGUCUACAUGAUAGCUGCAGGGAUCAUCGGCUGCCUGUACCUCCUUUGCACCGCUGUACUUUUCCUCGGCGUUAAGGAACGAGAUGACCCAUACGCCCUGGUUGCUGGAGAGGUUAUUCCAUUUUUUCAAGGAUUUCGAAAGACGAUGCAGUUUGGUCCGUACCUGAAUCUGAUAAGUUCGUUUCUUCUCAUCUCAGCUGCUGUUCAGAUUCAACAGAGCAAUUUUGUCCUUUUUUGCACACAUGCUGCAGAUCUGCAAGAUCACUUUCAGAACCUGGUGCUGACCAUCCUGAUCGCCGCUGUGCUGAGCAUUCCUUUCUGGCAGUGGUUUUUGGGAAAGUUUGGGAAGAAAAUAGCAGCCUUUGGAAUUUCUUUGAUGAUCCCAUUUUCCAUCAUGUUGGUGACCAUUUCCAACACUGUUGUUGCCUAUGUUGUCGCUGUAACCUCUGGCCUAAGCAUCGCUGCGUCACUGCUCCUCCCAUGGUCGAUGCUUCCUGAUGUAGUGGAUAAUUUCCGACUAACGAAUCCGCAAGGGAAGGGGCUAGAAGCCAUCUUCUACUCGUCAUUUGUGUUCUUCACCAAGCUCUCCGCUGGGAUCGCUUUAGGAAUUUCUACAUUGAGCCUUCAAUUUGCGGGCUACGACACAACGUUGUGCAAGCAGGCAUACAGUGUGGUGCUUACGCUGAAGCUGCUGAUUGGCGCAGUCCCUGCUCUCAUGAUUAUCAUAGGUUUAAUCAUAUUGGCCUUCUACCCAAUCACAGAGGACACCAGGAAGCAAACUGAGUUGGCUCUUGAUGGUAUACGCAUGCGGACUCGCCGAUCGACUCUUAUCGUUAUCUGACACUGGAUUCUACCUUCCGAAUUACAUGCUGCUCCUAUAGGAUGUGUGAGUGGGGCUGGUUUCUGAAACAUUUCCAUCCUAUCCGCCAUCUUGACAAUUGCCAUUGUGUAGUAGCUGGAUAGUCAUACUUUCACCUCAACAGAAAGAGAAAGGGACUCGUGAAUCCCAUCCUUCUUAUUGAGAGAUAUUCAUUUUUCUGGGAGGAUAUCAGCUUGGAGUAUCAAUAUAUUUUGAAAAAGAAUCUUCAUAUUUUUUCAAAUCUGUUUUUGAUGGAACUUUAUAAAUAAAAGCUCAAGACUGUUACUCAUUAUAUUUUAUUCUUACUGUGCUUGGAUGGAUUUGUAUUUUAAUAUUGACUUAAUAAUAAAGUUCUAU
Molecule: messenger RNA, 3251 nt
Organism: Xenopus laevis (African clawed frog)
Lineage: Eukaryota; Metazoa; Chordata; Amphibia; Anura; Pipidae
Gene: mfsd2b.L
Product: major facilitator superfamily domain-containing protein 2b L homeolog
Exons: 14
Coding region: 1341-2876 (511 amino acids)
Biological process (GO): lysophospholipid transport; lipid transport; carbohydrate transport
Cellular component (GO): plasma membrane; membrane
Molecular function (GO): symporter activity
Source: RefSeq, a predicted model, not a curated record